GACAAAGCAAUAAACACAUUGGUCUGGUGGUCACCAAAUGUACAUUAAAUGCCGAGCUGAACGUUCUUAAGUUUAUGCUAUCGAUUUAUUUGCCUGCGAAACAUUUCUGUAGAAUUGUGAACGCAGGCGGUGUUAGAAUCGUGCUGAAGACUGAGGUCAGGGUGUUUGAGUGUGGGCAGGCGUGGCAGGUCUUUGCGCGUACAACGAUGAAAAACAGCGAUGAUAUACACCAGGCGGCAGCCGAAUAGGCAGACGUAAAGAAAUCACCUUAGGCUAUAAGCAUUAGUGCUGUAUUUUAUAUUCGGUUUUGAUCGUGUUCGAGAUUUAAUUUCUAAGGCAUAGGGUGACACCCAUCCACAAGGACAAGGCGCGGAGAAUGCAUUGAGCGAUCUCCACCGCUCGUCCUGUGGUACCCCCUUGUGAACAGUAGAAGAUGACCACCUCGCCCACCCAUAAGGACAUGCCUGUGCUGCGAAGCCCCAGCGAUGGGGCCCCCAGCGACGGGGUCCUCGAGGCCCUUGUGUCCCCACAGCACUCCACACCUGGCUCGUCUGGGCCCCAACAUAAGAAACGUCUCUCCAGCCUACUGCAGAGCCCGUCUUUCCGUGAAGAACUAGAUGUUCUGAUCCAGGAACAGAUGAAGAAGGGAGGCAGCAGCUCCAAUCUCUGGGCUCUGAGGCAGCUGGCUGACUACAUGGCAUCCCAUGGCUCCGCAGCAGCACUGACCGCCUCCCCCUCCAAUACAGGCAUGAUGAUGGUGACACCCAUCAAUGACCUGCAUGGUUUAGAGCCCAGCGGCAUGGUGAAGGGAGAGAGACUGAUGCGCUGUAAACUGGCCAGCGUGCACCGCCUGCUGGAUCUCUAUGGCUGGGCCCAGCUCAGCCACACCUGCCUCACCCUACGUGUCAGUAAGGAGCAGGAGCACUUCCUGGUUUUGCCUGAUGGCUUGGCCUAUGGGGAGGUCACUGCUUCUAGCCUGGUAAAGGUGAACAUCCUGGGGGAGGUGGUGGAAAGAGGGAGCACCACGCUUGGGAUUGACCUCGAUUCCUUCAGCCUCCACUCAGCUAUCUACUCCACCCGACCCGACGUACGCUGUCUGCUGCAUCUCCACACCCCUGCUACAGCCGCCGUGUCAGCCAUGAAGUAUGGCCUCCUGCCACUGUCCCAUGAGGCUCUGCUGGUUGGUGAGGUAGCUUAUUACAACUAUAAUGGUCUGAUGGAGGACGAGGAGGACAGAGUGGCGCUGCAGAAGAGCCUUGGGCCCACCUGCAAGGUGCUGGUGCUUCGGAACCAUGGCGUUGUGGCCCUGGGGGACUCCGUUGAGGAGGCUUUCUACACCAUCUAUCACAUCCAGGCUGCCUGUCAGAUACAGGUGUCAGCAUUGUGCAGCGCCGGAGGGGAGCAGAACCUGAUCAUGCUCGAUCGCUCCGUCCACAAACCCAAUGCUGCCGGGACUGUGGGCUGGGCCGGAUCCACCUUUGGCCCCCUGACCAAGAGUCGGCUUGGAGAGCAUGAAUUUGAGGCUCUCAUGAGGACCCUGGACAACCUGGGUUACCGUACAGGCUACGCCUACCGCUUCCCGGUGCUGCUGGAGCGCUCCAGGACUCGGAGAGAGGUGGAGGUCCCAGCCACAGUCCACUCCUUUCAGUUUGAGGAGGAGGGGGUGCACCCGUUACCCCGCCAGCACCCCUAUGCCCAGCGACAGCAGCAGGAGAAGACCCGCUGGCUCAACACCCCCAACUCCUACCUGAGGGUGAACCAGGACCAAGCCAGCCCUGGACACCAGCGCACCACAUGGUUGAAGACCGAGGAAAUGCAACAAGGCAGUGGGGCCAUCAAAAUUGAGAACUCAAACCAGUUUGUACCUCUGUUUACCAACCCUCAAGAGGUGCUGGAAACACGAAACAAGAUUCGUCAGCAGAAUCGACAGGAUACAAAGACAGCAGGACCCCAGUCCCAAGUACUAGCCAGUGUUAUAACGGGAGAUAGUCCACCGGUCCAGAAAAAACUGCAUGUUGCUGUAAAAAAGAGUGUGCUCUCAGUCAACCAUAACAACAAAGUAAAGUCUCCAGACCCAGCAGAACUUGGAAAACUUGAGCCAGAGACCCCCAACCCAUUUAAUCAGCUGACCGAUAAAGAGCUGGAAGAGUACCGCAAAGAGGUGCAGAGGAAAGCAGAAGGUCAGACAGAUGUAGGGGAGGAGGUGGAGAACGAGAAGCCCCCCACCAACAACCCUCUCCUCUGCAAUGCCCUGACCUCAGGGCACCUCUCUGGUACUGAGAUCUUGUCUCAAUAAUGAGGCAGACUCCACGGCAGUUCAGAACGGGAAAGAAGAAGAGGAGAAACAGACCACAGAGGAGCUGGAGAAAGGGAUGAAGGCUUUGUCAACCAACGACACUUCUACUCCCCCUACCAGCACUCCUGCUGCUCCGCCAGCUAAACAGCCUGGGAACACCCCAGAUGGGUCCCCCUCCAAGUCCCCCUCCAAGAAGAAAAAGAAGUUCAAGGCCCCCUCAUUCCUCAAGAAGAGCAAGAAGAAAGAGCAGAAAGAGCAGAAAGAGAAAGCAGAAACUUGAAGGGACACAAAAUCAUGAUGACAAACUCCACUAGUUAAACACACACUCCUCCUGUAUGAAUGGCUCAGUCACUCUCAUCACAUCUUCGUGUCCACAUGCUUCUAUACUAUCCAAUAUAUAUUUUUUAAUAUUCUGUCAAAACAUUUCUUGUUUUUUGUGCAUAGGAGUAGUUUAAUUCAGUUUCUUUUAGCAACAACUCUGUUAUAAUUUCUGCACUAUUCUCAUGAACUUGAAACACUUCACAAUAUUGCUUAAUGAGGUAAAAGCCACAACACUAACUGAAUUAUGCAUCCACUAUUUAUGACAACAAACAAUGCACUUGACAUAUGUUUAUAAACCAAUGUUGCAAUGAAACAUGAAUGCGUCCUCAUAGGCACUCUCCUGUCUGGUAAUGUUUAUUGGUUUUAAUAGAUGAAACAGUAACGUGAGCACAAAUGCAGUAUAUGUAAAAUUAAGCAGGUAUAAAAUGUGCUCCUUUUGGCAGAAAUGUUGUUCCAAACAAAGUAACUAUUCAAGUCAUAAAAAGCAGCAAGAAAAAUAAACGAAAUGCUUAAAAACAGUAGUACCCAAUACUUAACAGACAGCUAUAAAUGCCACUAAUACCAAGCGGUGAUAUAAGUAUGUGUUGCUUGAUGUUGCAAAAUGAAACCCAACUGAAGGGCACUAAACAUUCCACGUUACCCACAUUUUAUUUUGAAAUAUAUGUACAAAAUACCUCUACAGCUGUAAUUAUUUUUUAUGAUUAGUAGCUGUUAUCAAAAUGCUGAUGUGUGAUAUGUUUUUUAAUUGUAUUUUUAUUUCAUAUUAGAAUGUAAAGUGAAAAGUUGCAAGGUUAAACUGUACCAUUUCAUUAAAGAUCAAGUUGAUUUCA
This is a messenger RNA of Esox lucius (northern pike), 3447 nucleotides long. RefSeq names its product adducin 2 (beta) (gene add2). The transcript is spliced from 17 exons. Gene Ontology annotation, cellular component: cytoskeleton; plasma membrane; postsynaptic density. Bases 434 to 2296 code for a protein of 620 amino acids. Lineage: Eukaryota; Metazoa; Chordata; Actinopteri; Esociformes; Esocidae. Gene Ontology annotation, biological process: barbed-end actin filament capping. The record is from RefSeq and is a predicted model, not a curated record. Gene Ontology annotation, molecular function: actin filament binding.